UUUAUCAUUUGUCGAAUUCUGAAAUUUCGAUGUCAGUGUCGAAAGGCAUUUGAUCGUCGAUGUGAAAUUUUGGAAAACCAAUUAAAUUAAAACUUUAUGAUAUAAUAAUCCACGACAUGGGUGGAAAUACUAGUAGAACAAGAAAAAUAACAAUAGAAAAUGAUAAUGCAGCUAACGUUAUAAAAGUAUCAGAUGAUGUUGUCGAACGCCUUAAAGGAAAACAAAAACAGGUAAGAAAUCAAGAGCCAGAGGAAUCAUUAUCCGCAUCCAACAAUGUUCAGAUUCUUGGAGUUCCUUUAUUUCUGCAAGAACCUAGUCUAACCUCGCUUCAAAUUCGGCAGCAAAAGCUGGAGGAAUUAAAGAAAAAUGAUGAGUACUGGGAAAAUAGGAUCAAGAAUUUAGAAGAUUGUCAUAAGAAGAUAAACGAUAUUAUGGAGGAAGAAUACAAGAAGACUUUGGAUACUAAGAAGGUGCCACUGAAGGAUUCUAGAGAAAUAUCAAAACUUUUACCGCCAUGUCAUGAUGUUCAACAGGAGGUCUUAGCUUGUUAUAAGGAGAAUGCAAAAAACCCAAUGAAAUGUUCAAAUAUUGUACAAGCUUUUCAAGAUUGUGUAGAUGAGAAGAGGACCGAUAUAAUGGCAGGAAGGUGCUGAGCAAACACGUUGGAAAGAAUGUAAUAGAUUAUACAAAUACAGAAAUUAUGUAUUUAGUCUUCUUGUAAAUAUGAAAAAACUCAAUUGAA
Molecule: messenger RNA, 742 nt
Organism: Coccinella septempunctata (seven-spotted ladybird)
Lineage: Eukaryota; Metazoa; Arthropoda; Insecta; Coleoptera; Coccinellidae
Gene: Chchd3
Product: MICOS complex subunit MIC19
Exons: 3
Coding region: 117-653 (178 amino acids)
Biological process (GO): inner mitochondrial membrane organization
Cellular component (GO): MICOS complex
Source: RefSeq, a predicted model, not a curated record